AUGACGCUCGAAGAUUUUGAAAAAUCGCUAGCGGAGGAGCAGGAACAAAGACGCGAGAAGAGCGACAGGAGUAGGCAUCGCCAUCACCGCGACCGUGACCGUGAUCGUGACCGUGACCGUGAUCGUGACCGUGACCGUGACCGCAGCCGAGAGCGCAGACACCACCACCGCCGUCACCGUUCGUCCAGGUCGAGGGAGCGCGACCAUGAGAGACGCCGGGAUUCGCGGCGUAGCGAGGACGACGGACACCGUCAUAAGCGAUCGCGCCAUUCGACCGACCAUGGAGAUGAUCGUGACCAUGCACACAAACGCCGACACCGCGACAGCAGAGACGAGGCGGACGCGCCUGCCCCAGUGGAGGAAGUCGUGCAGGAGGAGCCUACUCGCUUGAAGAGAGAUGCUUGGAUGGAGCCGGACGGAGUCGAUGUUGACUACGUUCAGCGACGCAAUACGACGCGUUUGGAGGAGGAACCGAAGCCGAAGAUGCUACAGGCGGACUUUGAGCUGAAAAUUCACGGCAGGGAGCUCAACACUCAUUUACACGAUUUGAAGGAGGGCAAAGUGCUAGAAGAGAUUGAAGAACAACCUGCGCAGCAUGAGGUGGACUACACGUUUGGUGAUGCGGGCGCUCAGUGGAGAAUGACUAGGCUCAAGGCCGUCUAUAGGGAGGCUGAAGAGACGGGGAAAUCUGUCGAGGAGGUUGCCUUGAACCGGUUUGGAGACCUACGCUCAUUUGAUGAUGCACGAGAGGAGGAAGCAGAAUUGGACCGCCGCGAACGGUACGGUGAAGGCUACGUGGGCAAGGAGAAGCCUACAGGUGAACUCUUCCAGGAGAGAAAGCUAGAUGAGGGUGUCCACCGCGAUCCCCAUGAAAAUCUCCGCAGUCCCGGAAAGGAACUUGAUGCCCAGGGCCAGGGCAAGCCAAUGGAAACUGUGCCACCCACAAGCACAACACAACAUCUGGACCUGACGGCUCUCAACCGAUUGAAGGCACAAAUGAUGAAGGCCAAGCUCAAGGGCGCGCCAGACGCAGCAGAGCUUGAGGAGCGCUAUAAUGCAGCUGCAGCGGCCAUGUCAAACCGGAAGGAAUCUGAUGUGGUGGUUCUGGGCGUCAUGGAGAACCGGAUGCUGGCUGGCACUCGAAACGAAGUGAAGGCAGUUGAGAACCGGCGUGGCCGUGAACGUGGCAAAGUAGAGGAGAACGACGAAAUGACAAUCGAGGACAUGGUUCAGGAAGAGCGUCGCACCAGGGGGCAAUUUGGAGGCGACGGACGACGGAUGGCGGAGCGAAUCGCCAAAGACUCCAAGUUUGAGAAUGACCUGGAAUAUAUGGACGACAAUGCCUCCAAGCUGGCCAAACGGGUACACCGAUCAGAGAUUGACAUCAAGAACAUCACCAUCAACGAGCUACAAAAGAUGAACCGCAUUCUCGACAACUGUCCUCUUUGUCACCACGAAGACACAAAUGCGCCGCCCAUUGCACCCGUCGUGGCAUUAGCAACGCGGGUCUUCCUCACUCUUCCCACGGAGCCCGAGCUCAACGAGGGCUGUGCCACCAUUGUUCCCAUCCAGCACCGCACGAACCUGCUCGAGUGCGAUGACGACGAAUGGGAGGAAAUCCGGAACUUCAUGAAGAGUCUGACCCGCAUGUAUCAUGACCAGGGCCGCGACGUGAUCUUCUACGAGAACGCGGCUCAGCCGCAUCGCAAGCGACACGCAGCCAUGGAAGUAGUACCUCUGCCCUACAGUCUCGGAGAGACAUCUCCGGCCUUCUUCAAGGAGGCCAUCCUCUCCUCAGACGCGGAGUGGUCGCAGCACCGCAAGCUUAUCGAUACCCUUGCCAAAUCCAAGCAAGGGAUGGGACGGAGUGCAUUCCGACGGUCGAUUGCGCGGGAAAUGCCCUACUUCCAUGUCUGGUUUGAGCUGGACGGCGGACUGGGCCAUGUGGUUGAGGAUGAGAACCGUUGGCCUCGGGGGGAUCUUUUCGCCCGAGAAGUCAUCGGAGGAAUGCUGGAUCUGGCGCCGGAUGUGAUUAAGCGGCAGGGACGCUGGCAUCGCGGUGGGGAUCGGCGGGUGGCUGGCUUUCAAAAGCGAUGGAGGAAGUUCGACUGGACGCGCGUGUUGGUGGAGGGCGCACCCUAA
Molecule: messenger RNA, 2142 nt
Organism: Aspergillus niger
Lineage: Eukaryota; Fungi; Ascomycota; Eurotiomycetes; Eurotiales; Aspergillaceae
Exons: 2
Coding region: 1-2142 (713 amino acids)
Biological process (GO): mRNA splicing, via spliceosome
Cellular component (GO): post-mRNA release spliceosomal complex
Source: RefSeq, a predicted model, not a curated record